AUGCUUAUUUUGGAGAUGACGGCCGAGCUUGCGGUGUUUAUGCCUGGGAACGGGCUGAUUUGCAAGUUUCAGUUUGAGUUCUUGUCGGUGCCUCUAGGCUUGGCCAAUAACUUGAUUUACUGGGCCAGCUGGGGGUUCACGCUUGCCUUGGAGUUGUCCAUACUUGUGAGUACUUGCCUGUACUGGGAUGCUGACUUUGUAGAGACGUACCAGGGUACGCUCAUAUUCUGUCUCUGGCUCCUUCUUACUGUGUUCAACUUGCUUCCUGUGGACAUGUACGGAGAGAUUGAGUUCUGGAUUGCGUUGGUUAAGGUUUUGGCGAUCCUUGGGUGGAUCGUCUUUGUGCUGACCCGCUUGGUUUGGACGGGCACGGUCUUACAGACGUAUACAGCCGACCUUCCUGCCAGUUUCUUUGGCCAUUUCGACUCUGCAACUGCUUAUGUAGUCAGGUUCAUGAACUCUUUGGUGUUUACUUCGUUUAUUUUUCAGUCAGUGGAGUCAAUUGCAAUCACUACUGGAGAUAUUGAAAAACCACAAGAAACCAUCCCAAAAGUCACCAGACUUAUUUUUGUUCGUAUUGUGGUCUUCUAUUUGGUGUCUGUGGUACUUCUAACACUUUGCAUUGCUUUUGAUGACAAGAGGCUUAUAGGUGGCUCCGGCAGCGCCAAAGAUAAGCUUUUGUCAUCGCCAUUCUUGGUAUCACUUAUCAACUGCGGGCUCAGCGAUAAUGGCAUUAUGCUUUCAACGUUUAACUUUAUUAUAUUCACCGCAAUUCUUUCUGCGGCCAACUCCAAUAUUUAUUUUGGCUCCAGAUGUCUUCAGGCUGUCUGUGAGACCUACUCUAGCAAGUUUUCUAUUGCUAGGACACUUUCCAAUUCGAAUACUUAUGGCGUCCCAGUGGCCAGUGUGCUCGUUACUGCCCUGCUUGGGCUUUUUUCACUCUUGCUCAGAUACCAAUCUAUAGCAACUGUUUUCAACUUUCUUUUAACGUGUUGCGCUUCAGCAGGAAUGCUUAUGUGGUGCCUCGUGGGCUUUUCGUAUAAACGGUUCAGCGACACUUUGACAUUCUACAAGGUGGACAGAAGCAGGCUUUUGUACACCUCCAAAUGGAACUUACCUAGAUGGGCGCCGUUUGUCUCACUUAAUAUAGUGACGAUCUUACUAUGCAACGGGCUUAGCUGUUACUGGGAAUUUUCGUACCUGGCACUUUUCGGUGCAUAUUCCACGCCCGUGGCCUUCUUUAUCCUUUGGGUGACGUUUGAGCAGUUUGAAGGCAGUGGGCUUCGCCAAUUAGAGGACAUUAAUGUUUAUGGAGACUCCUUUAGCUGGCAUAAGGACGAAGAUCACUUGGACUAG
This is a messenger RNA of Candidozyma haemuli, 1356 nucleotides long. RefSeq names its product Lyp1p (gene LYP1). The transcript has a single exon. Gene Ontology annotation, cellular component: membrane. NCBI's taxonomy places the organism in Eukaryota, Fungi, Ascomycota, Pichiomycetes, Serinales, Metschnikowiaceae. The record is from RefSeq and is a predicted model, not a curated record. Gene Ontology annotation, biological process: amino acid transmembrane transport. Gene Ontology annotation, molecular function: amino acid transmembrane transporter activity. The coding region runs from base 1 to 1356 and encodes 451 amino acids.